Messenger RNA from Rhodofomes roseus, 2079 nucleotides. RefSeq names its product histidine phosphatase superfamily. Gene Ontology annotation, molecular function: acid phosphatase activity. The coding region runs from base 315 to 1991 and encodes 558 amino acids. The record is from RefSeq and is a predicted model, not a curated record. Lineage: Eukaryota; Fungi; Basidiomycota; Agaricomycetes; Polyporales; Fomitopsidaceae. The transcript has 9 exons.
GAACUCGAUAUCAUCAAUGUGUUUUCAUCAAAAUUCCACUAGAUUUCAUAGUACCGUUCAAAGCGACUCAGACCGGGGUUGGUGGGCGAGGUCAAUCGGCAAAGCGUGUGGGACACCCAAAUACAAUGCCGGGCAAAGGCCCGACGCCCUCCUUUUUUGGCGAGGGGUACAACAAAACGGAAUUAUUUGGAAUGCCAUCCCCGGCCCGUGUCCUACAUCGAACAGCGCGUCCUUUCUGACACCCAUCACGCGCCACAGCACAACAGAACCCUUGACCCCGUGUCUUCGUCUACGUGCAGGUAUAUAAGGCAGUGAUGAUAUCUUACCUGCUGUGUAGUGCACUACCGCUUGCGCUUACUGUCGCUGCCUCGGAGUCUGCUUCUUCAUUCGCUGGUUCAACUGUGUCUGAUGUGUUCCCUCCUCCUGGGGCUACCAUAACUGCCGAUCAAUCGUACUUCCCUGAUGCGUCACAGGUUGAAUAUGCUGGACCCACCCCGACUGGCGCUGAACUGGAGGCCAUCGCCACUGCACCUGCUGCAGCACUGAACAGUAACAUAUAUCCGCUGCUAGCCCCACAAACUCCAUACAGCGGCACAGGCGCACCGUUCGAAGUCAUCCGCUCGUGGGGAAAUCUCAGUCCUUGGUUUUCCGUGGGAAGCAACGCCUUUGGUCUUGCGACAGCCAACCCUCAAGUCCCAGCCGGCUGCGAGCUCGAGCAAGUUCAUUUGCUUCAUCGGCAUGGCGCUCGAUAUCCGACUUCUAGCGAUCUACCUACUUUAUUCGCGGCGCACCUUCACGCCGCGGCCAAUAGUACCGGGUUCUCCGCUACUGGGCCGCUGGAGUUUCUGAACACCUGGACAUAUAAACUCGGCGCCGAGCUCCUGACACCAUUCGGCCGUGAGCAGCUGUUCCAAUUGGGCGUCGGCUUCAGGGUCAAAUACGGCGAACUAUUGAAUGGAUUCAUUGAUCUGCCUGUGUUUCGUACGACCUCCAAUUAUAGGAUGGUUGAGAGCGCCCUCAACUUCGCUGCUGGGUUCUUCGGUGUUCCAGAUUACCAGACUUCCUAUCACCAAGAAAUCAUCAUCGAGAGUGGUGGUUUCAACAGCACGCUCUCGCCUAACCCCUCCUGCCCCAAUUCCGAUAACAACGUCGCAGGGCUCCUCGGUCUCAACGCCACGGAAAGAUGGGCACUUGUCUACCUUAAUAUGACGGCAUCGCGGCUGCAACAGUACGUGACGGGCCUCAACCUCAACGCGACCUACAUCUACGCCAUGCAGCAGCUGUGUGCAUACGAGACCGUCGCUCUCGGGUACUCGGCGUUCUGUGGGUUGUUUACCGAAGAGGAGUGGAGAGGGUUCGAUUAUUCGUUCGAUCUUGAUUUCUGGUACGGGUCCGGCCCUGGCAAUCCGACUGCCGCAGCACAGGGCAUUGGUUGGGUUCAAGAGCUGGUGGCUCGCCUGACGAAGACGCCUCUCACCACGUUUGACACGUCCAUGAACAGCACGCUCGAUGGCAGCAACAUCACAUUCCCUUUGAACCAGCCUAUAUACGUUGAUGCUAGCCAUGACACGGCUAUCUCCACCAUCAUCACUGCUUUGAACUUCACGACCCUCGCGGCCAAUGGUCCUCUCCCGAUCGAUCACAUCCCUGCCUUCCAGACAUACCACGUUCACGAUAUUGCACCCUUUGCGACCAAUCUCGUCGCGCAGGUGUUGUCCUGCCCUGCAUCCUUGGGUGUUGUCAGCAACACUAGCGCAGCCGCCGGCUCGGCAUCGUACAUCCGCUUCUUGCUGAAUGACGGUGUCGUGCCACUGACAGGGAUCUCGCACUGCGAGACACCUGAUCCGAACGGCUUGUGCCUGCUUGACAACUUCAUUCAGGGCAUGCAGGAACGCAUUGCGGAGGUCGACUUCGUUUAUGACUGCUACGGCAACUACACCGCACCAUUGCCAGGCUCAGACAACAUCAUCGACGGCCGAGCACCUCAGUAACAUCGGGCUGCUCAGACAUGGCGGAACAAAGGGAUGCGAGCAAAGGUCCAGUACUAAGUUAACAAUAACGGAAUAGCAGGGAACGUGU